Messenger RNA from Pygocentrus nattereri (red-bellied piranha), 2367 nucleotides. It is a transcript of the gene nek11, whose product is annotated as NIMA-related kinase 11. Gene Ontology annotation, biological process: protein phosphorylation. The record is from RefSeq and is a predicted model, not a curated record. The transcript is spliced from 16 exons. Lineage: Eukaryota; Metazoa; Chordata; Actinopteri; Characiformes; Serrasalmidae. The coding region runs from base 90 to 1901 and encodes 603 amino acids. Gene Ontology annotation, molecular function: protein kinase activity; ATP binding.
GGCAACGACGCGAUAACACGGAAGUAGACUCAACGGAGCAGAGCAGCCGUCCACAUAAACAAACACGGAGUGUCACAUAGUGAGUCAACAUGCCUAAAUUCCGUGAAAUCGGAGCCCAUUCUUCUCAUCAUUACCAAAAUCCUCUACCGCCUGGGCCUUGCAAACUAAUUGCCAGCAGAUACGUCGUUCAGCAGAGCCUGGGGAGGGGCAGUUUCGGCUCUGUAUUUCUCAUUAAAGACACCAAAGCGGCGCUGGGAGAAGAACUGAAGGUGCUGAAGGAAAUCCCUCUGGGGGAUCUGAAGCCCGACGAGACGGUAAAGGCCACGCAGGAGGCUCAGCUCCUCUCCCAGCUCCACCACCCAGCCAUCCUCAAGUUCUACACCAGCUUCCUGGAGAGAGACGUCUUCUGUAUCAUCACAGAGUACUGUGAGGACAGAGAUCUGGACUGCAGGCUGGAGGAGUUACGGUCGGAGGGGAAAACUCUGUCUGAGCUUCAGGUCACUCAGUGGCUUGUCCAGCUCCUUCUCGGGGUCAACUACAUGCACCAGAGGCGGAUACUUCACCGAGAUCUGAAGGCCAAGAACGUGUUUCUGAAGAGGAAUAAUGUGAAGAUAGGUGACUUUGGGGUGUCGUGCCUUCUGAUUGGGUCAUGUGACCUGGCCACGACGUUCACGGGAACUCCAUACUACAUGAGUCCAGAAGCUCUCAGUCACCGUGGUUAUGAUUCCAAAUCUGACAUAUGGUCUUUAGGCUGUAUUCUGUAUGAGAUGUGCUGUUUGAAACACGCCUUUGAGGGUCAUAACUUCCUGUCCAUGGUGCUGAAGAUUGUAGAGGGCUCCACGCCGUCACUGCCGGAGAGAUACUCACAGGAGCUGAACGCUUUGCUGCAGAGGAUGUUGCAGAAGAAUCCCUCAUGCAGGAUCUCUGCAGCAGAUGCUCUGAGCAGCACUUUUCUGGAGGAACUCACUCAGACUGUACAACAGCAGUUUUCGGACCUGAUGCUGAUGGACAGAACAGAAGGGAAGGAGAGCGAUGUUUCACAGAUUGCUAGAGCGCUGCAGAGGAAGGUGCACCUGCAGACCCUCAGAGAAAGAUCAGAGGUUGAGAAGAUGAGCCCCCGAGAACGGAUGAGGCUGCGGAAGCUGCAGGCUGCGGACGACAGGGCCAGGAAGUUGAAAAUGAUUGUGGAGGAGAAAUAUCAGGAGAACCACCAUCGCAUGAUGGAGCUUCGCUCCCGACACUUCCAGAAAAUCAGUGUGAAUGUUUUAAAGGAGAAACCUGAGGAAGCUGACUUCCAGAUGCAGCCAACCACAGACCAGAAUUUUACUAGCAGCCUCUGUGGACCAAUGGGAGAGCAGCUUGCAGACCGUUUGAACAUGUCUGAGAAAACAGAACGUGAUAUUCCUGACGACCCCCAGGCCGCAGAGGCUUACUACUGCGAGGACGGGUUCGAGUCCUGCUCAGAUGAAGACGAUUCAUCUGCAGCUCCAUCCUCCUCUGCCCGUUUCUGCCAGACAUUCGGACAGGACAGUGAUAUAGAGGCCAUGGUGAGACACAUGGAGAAUGUUCUGGAUGAGAAAUACAGCAUAGGGGAAGCAGAGAGUAGUGACCCUCAGUCUGGUCUGCAGAGCAUGCCCAGUAUCAACACUGCAAUGGCUGAGAGCAAAAUGCAACACAUCAGACAGUCAGUGUGUCAGAGGCUCGGGGCAGAGCUCUUCCAGAGGGUGUAUGACUACCUGAAGGAGGCGAGGCUGAGGCGGGACAGUGAGGAAAGCGUGAUCUCUGCUCUGGGACGGCUCGUGGAAAGACCUGCUGACUGUUUUGAAGUGGAUCAGCUGCUUUACUACGAGGAACAGCUGCAGGCAGCACAGGCUACGUUGACCACGCUGACCCCUACAUGAUCAACAGACUUUCACAGACUUUAGAGAGAGUUCUUUAGACCAGUGGUCUCCAACCCUGCUACCAUCCUGCAGAGUUUAGAUCCAACCUGUAUCCAAUCAGCUGCUCCACCAUUACUUAACUCUAAUACAGGGGUUGGCAGCAUGUGUCUCUUUUACUGUUGUGUUGUGGCUCCACAGCAGAAUUAGAUUUGUAGGUAAAAAUAAAAGAAUCCUCCUUUACAGUAAAAUAAAGCUCUGCUGAUCGUUCAACACAGUUUAACAGUAAAUGGUCUGGAUGUAGAGUAGAAGCUUGUUGUCAGCCUUGAUAUUCAUUUUUAAGCAUCUGCAAAAAACACGGAUAAUAUAUUUAAGACAUGUUUAACAGAAAACUACACAAAACCCUCAAUAACUAAAUAUAACAUCAAAUGUUUCCCUUUAUUCCAGCUUCCAUUCUUUUCAGGAGACGCACUUUCAGUUCCUCAGAGAA